AGUUCCACUAAAAUUUGGUUGAUGAGAAUUGAGAUUCCAAGUAGCGGACGACCACGGCGAAAAAGGCUUCAGCUUCGACGCCUUCGUCACUUCCAGUCACUCUCUCGGUCUCACUGUAAGCGCUCGCAAAUGGAGGAACAAAACGGGACGGAGAAUCCCAACGGCGAAGAAACCCACUGUCACCGCCGAGAGCUGCAGGAGGGGGAGACCUUGUACAGCGUUUUCCACCAUCUGCUGUCUGCGAUUUUCUUCCCUGACGUACAAGGUGAACGAGCUCCGCUGCUGCACCGGAUCAAGGCCUCUGUGGCCGAUAACGCCCCUCUCCUCCGCGAAGCUUCUGGAAACACUGGGCGGAACGUCCUUCUCUGGACUCGUAGGGGCAGUCCUUUCCGUGCCCUCCUCGUCAUCUCUGUUGGGACGAUCACACUUCUUACUUUGACAGGGUUGCUUGUCUUCAUGCUUUUCUUUCUGGCUGCAACCAUCAAUGCUAUUAUCAUAUCUCUUCUGGUGUCUUUGGCAGCAGCAGGUGGCUUCUUGGCCUUUUUCUUCACCUGUGUAACAUUCAUAUACAUUGGAGCACUAUCGGUUGCUGUCUUUGUUAUUUCCUGUGCCACAAUUUCAGCAAUUGUUGCUUCUCUGAUAGCUACAGGUUGGAUCGGAUUUUUCUUUGCUCUGUGGCUGGCAACAAAGAAAAGCCUGGGCCUUGCUAAGCACUCAUUGACCAUGACUGGUUCAGUACUCUCAGCUUACUCUUCUGCCAGGCGUUCUCGGCGCCAUCGACAAGUAAAGAAGGUUUCAGAUUGAGAAGUUACUGCAAAUAGAAGUCCACGUGCGUAAAAAACUCUACUCCUGUUGCCUUGUUAGAUGGUUAUGCUUGCACAAUCUUUUUGAGACAUGGCUGUUAUUAUAAUGUUGUGGCUAAAUAUCGUUGCUUGUCUGCGUUUUGAAAGGAUUGAUCCCUUUUCAAUGCCUUUUUUAAUUUAUAAAUAUUCCCUUUUCAAUACUUGGAGCCAAUACUAGUUAAAGUGGUCUUCAUAUUUAUUUGUAUUCAGGGUUUGCAGUUUGCCCGUCCAUUUGAUAAAAAAAAAAAAAGGGAUUCUCACAUUUAA
Molecule: messenger RNA, 1109 nt
Organism: Carya illinoinensis
Lineage: Eukaryota; Viridiplantae; Streptophyta; Magnoliopsida; Fagales; Juglandaceae
Exons: 3
Coding region: 22-804 (260 amino acids)
Source: RefSeq, a predicted model, not a curated record